Molecule: messenger RNA, 5080 nt
Organism: Poecilia latipinna (sailfin molly)
Lineage: Eukaryota; Metazoa; Chordata; Actinopteri; Cyprinodontiformes; Poeciliidae
Product: semaphorin-4G-like
Exons: 15
Coding region: 471-3113 (880 amino acids)
Biological process (GO): positive regulation of cell migration; semaphorin-plexin signaling pathway; neural crest cell migration
Cellular component (GO): plasma membrane
Molecular function (GO): semaphorin receptor binding; chemorepellent activity
Source: RefSeq, a predicted model, not a curated record
GUCCACCUUUAUCACUUUUACCGCAACUCGCUGCGCUUCCUGGACCUGGUAGUGUUACCUUGGAAAGUAGGCUAGUAACACAUGAGGUUUCACAUCAUAGCAUAGCAUUAUAUUGUUGAAAACAUGACAAAUAAAGGGCUUCAAAGGUUAAUAGAAAGAAAGUGAAAAGAGGGCGGCCACCUGAUGACGGUAACGGAGCGGAGGAGCUGUUGAGUGUUAGUCGCUGUUUGAGAGUGAGCGGCUAAAGUCCACUUGGAUUAUGACAAGCUGGAAACGGAUAAAUCCAUUUUCUCGAGGAACCAGGACACGAAUUUAGGCUUCUUCCCUCCUUGCUGCUGCACACUGAAGGAACCCUGCAGUGAAAGGAAAGAGUAACAGCCCACGAGUGUUUGUCUGAAGAGGUGAAUGUCUUUGUGCACACGUGCGACCUGUUAAAGGAGAGUUUCUACGCCAAGAGACGCCCAGCAGAGAUGCUAGGAGCUCACUUCAUGGCAGCGAUGCUCCUGUUGCUCACUUCGUUGUGUGCAGUGGCGAAUGGCUUUCCGUUCAGAACGCCUCUGGACCUGGACGUGACUCCACGCGUCACCGUCCUGAACAGCGGUCUCGAGGGCUACAGGCGUUUCGAGUCUUCUGCAGUCAACUACAGCACGAUGCUGCUGGAGGCUGACAGCGAGCGGCUUUACGUGGGGGCCCGUGGGGCCGUAUUCGCUCUGAAUGCCUCUGACAUCUCAGCCAGCUCCGCUCUCACUAUCGAGUGGGAGGCCUCCACUGAGCAAAAGCUUCAGUGUGUGCUCAAGGGAAAAGACAAUAAGACAGAGUGUUUUAAUCACAUCCGCCUCCUGCAGCGGUUUAACUCUACGCACCUGUACAUGUGUGGGACUCACGCCUAUAUGCCCCUCUGUGCAUACGUUGAUGAAAAGAGGUUUGUUAUGUCCUCUCAGCCCGAGGAAGGCAAAGAUAAAUGUCCUUAUGGGCCAACAACAGGUUUCACUGCCCUCAUUAUAGACCAGCAGAUAUACACAGCUUCCCGGUACGACUUCUGGAGCUUUCCGGAUAUUCGCCGAAACGCUCCAUCUCCCGCUCUGAAGACGGAGAAUGCUCCCACACGCUGGCUGAACGAGGCGGACUUUGUGGGUUCAGCUCUUGUCAGGGAGAGUUUGGGCAGCAGCGAUGGAGACGAUGAUAAGAUCUACUUCUUCUUCACCGAAAAGAGCCAGGAGCAAUCUACAACCUACAGCCACAGCAGGGUGGCGCGUGUGGCCCGAAUUUGCAAGGGAGACCGAGGAGGCCAUUUGACUCUCCAGAAACGAUGGACGUCCUUCCUGAAGACGAGACUGACUUGCUCUCUGCCCGAGUACGACUUCCACUUUAACAUGCUGCGCAGCGUCUUCGUAAUGCAUGGCCUCGCCCCGCAGGACACUCUGUUUUACGGCAUCUUCGGUUUGGAGUGGAAAAACGUGAAGGCGUCUGCAGUGUGUCGGUUCGCUUUGUCUGAAAUCCAAGAAGCCUUCCGAGGACCCUACAUGGAGAGCCAGGAUCCCGGCUCCACCUGGAAGGAAUAUGUUGGAAAAAUCCCCGAGCCACGACCUGGAACUUGCAUUACUGGCAAGCUGAGGGCCAAGGGCAUGAACGUCUCCACGUCCCUACCUGACGAAGUCCUGGAUUUUGUCAGACGGCAUCCUCUAAUGUCCCAUCAGGUCCAGCCUGCAGACAGACGUCCCCUCUUGUUCAGGAGGACGACAGACUACACACAUAUGGCAGCGACUGUGGUCCAGGGAGUAGACGAGCAAACGUACCACGUUUUAUAUAUGGGCACAGAUGAAGGUUGGUUGCACAAAGCCGUAGACAUCAAAGGUCAGCUGCACAUUAUCGAAGAGUUGCAGCUGUUUGAAGAACCAGAACCUGUUACCAACGUUCUGCUAUCUACAGAGCGGACGAGUGUGUACGUCAGCUCCCCAUCGGGGGUUGUUCAGCUGCCGCUGUCGAACUGCGAGAGAUACACUUCCUGCUACGACUGCAUAUUUUCCCGGGAUCCUCACUGUGGCUGGAGCGGAGCCGAGUGUGUGGACGUAGUGACUCAGUCGAACAGAUCCUCUUUAAUCCAAGACAUCCAGCAUGGCAGAACGGGGUGUGAGAACACAGGAUACGACGUGGUCCAGCGGAGCCGUUCUGUUCGGGUCGGCGAUGACGUGCUGCUGCAGUGCGAGCUCAACUCUAAUCUGGCGACUCCAUCCUGGACGCUGAACGGCGGCGAGGUGCAGGGCUACGACCUCAACUCCGGCUUCAGGACAGGGACGGACGGCCUGCUGAUCAUCGAGGCCCGGCAGGACCAGAGCGGCCUCUACACCUGCCACGCGGUUGAGAACGACAUUAAGGUCGCCAUAGUCACCUACAAUGUAACCAUCAGCCCGGAUCUGCCUGGUCCUCCACCUGGAGAGCCAACGGGGACCUUUAUUGCCACGGUACCAAGUACUGAGCACCCCUCAUCCGACGGGACGCAGUCACUCCACCUGCUGUCCCCCAAGAACAUGGAAGCCAUGUAUCUGUCCCUCAUCACCGUCCUCGGUGGGCUUUGCGUGGUCCUCACCGUUGUGCUCGCUUACGUGGGCUUCUGCCUGCGGGCAGACCAGAGAGGGAAAUACUCUCUGCGCGCCGCAGCCGCAGCGCACCCGAGCAGCAAGAGGAGCAGCAGGUGCAGGAAGCAGCACAGGAACUCCGCCCACAUGGAGCUGAAGACCGUCUCUAGCCACUGCAAUGGCGUCUGCAACGGGGUUUCCAAGCUGCAUAACGGAGACACCCAGGACGGAGGCUUUUUGCAGAUCGUUCCCGGUGAGGCUCAGACUCUGGCGAGUAACGAUCCUCCUCCCCCGGCGCCUCCCCUCCCUCCCACGCCGCAGCACACGUCUCCAGAGUGUGACUUCCCCAACGGGCUGUCAGCCACGCUGCCCAGCGUCCUGAGGCGGAUGAACGGGAACAGCUACGUGUUGCUGAGGCAGAGCGACUCAGAAAACACUUCGCCGCUCUCCCACUGCUUCUCCGAGGAGCUCAACAGGAUCUUGGAGAAGAGGAAGCACAUUCAGCUGCUGCCCAGGCCGGAUGAGAGCUCAGUGUAGAGACGCGCGGCUCUCUUGUUGAAUUUGGGCUCUUACCCUGUGCCUGUCGCGUUGACCCCCCUCAUUGCUAUAGCCUAGAGCAAUGAAAGAGUCUCAUUUCCAUAAUUUACUUUGGAUUAUAUUUGACAGCUCUGUCUUUUGAGCUAAUGAGCCGUUUUUGUCUUCUGAAAUGACCAAACCUUCUCAGCACACUAGAAAUGAAAAUGAAACUUCCCAGUGAAGGUCAGAGCACAAAGAAGGAAAUAAAAUGCAAUCUACCUCACCUCUACACUGCCUGAAGAGACAUGUUGUCAAGACCACAGUCGGCUCUGAGAAUCGGUGCCGGAAUAUUACGGAGCCGUGAUGAAUAAAGCAGGACACACACACACUGACUAACCAGCAGUGGAGACACAACGGAAUAUAAAUAUAAUCGAAGAGGGAAGUUUGACCACAGGGCAGCUAGCAAAGCUUGUUUUAACAUGAGCUACUGCACAGAUGGGCUAUGCAUUUUUAAAACAUGACACUCACUAAUUAUAAAUAUGGAUGUAAAUGGAAAUGACAGAAUUUCGCUAUCAGGCCGCCGUUACUGGUGGCCCUUAUUGUCUGUCAUCUGCUUCUUGAGGAAGUCUUUUUACGCCGUUGUCAGACCUCACCUUUAACCUCGUGACAUUUGCCCUCCUGCGCUGUAGCCUUCACGACUCCAGCUUGUAGCUGAUUGCACGGAUAGCACAAGAAGGGGAAUUUUCCCAUCGGCUAAAUGUUGUGUCUGUCUGUUGUGGCCAGAGACCGGCCGGAGAGACGGCUGAAAAACACAGAGGACAGCGGCAGCAUGGGAAACGAGCACAAAGAGAAGCACCAGAUGAAUUCAAACCGUUUUUAAUAUAACAUUCAGUAAGAAGCUAUUAGUAAGGAAUGGUUGAACUAUUCAAGAUUUAUUAUUAAUAUUGAAAAUUAACCAGUUUUUAUUCAGCGUCUGUGUUUUGAUAACGUUGAUGAUAUUGUUGUUUUUUUUUUAUUUAUUUAUCUAUCAGUGAAAGAUCAAAUCUAUAUAAUAACCUUAAACUUCCCAGUGUCAAUGUAUUCUAAUAAAAAGAUUUAAAACAAAAAUGUACAACAAGCCAAAUGUAAAUUUAAAACAGUGUUGGCAUAAAAAAAAAAAAAAAAAGAGCUGCCUGGUUUAUACCAGCUGUUUCUGUCCUCCACAGCGACUCGUGUCAGAAGUGCAAGCGAUCUGCAGGGGGUGUGUAUUGUUGUUUUAGCCACUCGCACAGAUCUCCAGUGUUUUUUUGUUUUUUUUGCAACAGUUUGCACACACGUGAGUGGCGUUCGCCAAACGGGAAGAGCAGGAAAGCAGUCUGAAUGCUUGUUGGUUUUAACACAUUCAUAGCCGAACAUAACAAAGGUUCACUCAAGGUUCAAUUGUCCGCUAUUCCAACUGACACAAACAGAAGUAUUUGCAAGCAAAUGAAGAAUUUUCCUUUCCUUUUUAAGAAUGAGGAGAUGUAGAAACCUUCUUUCAGACAGCUGGACAGCAGUGCACAGCAGCGGAUUGAGGGGAAGACAUCGAUACAUGACUCUCUGUUACAUAAAGCUGGAAGAAAACACUCAUGCACUUGCUCUAGCAUGGCAUGAGAGAAAGAUUUAGCAGUUCUCUACUUGUUUAAAAACCUUGAAGAACCUUGAUACUGGUAACCAGCCUUGGUCUAAUUUCUUGCAUCCUUCAUGCAUGUAAAGAAAUUACUACAAAAUGUUGUUGCGGUAGUAAAAUUGUCCGUACCGCUGGCAGAUUUAGGUUUAAAUAAUGUUUUUAUUUUACCUACAUGUUUCGUCUGACUGGAUGUAAUAUUAACAUGUUAGGGUGACCCAAAAAGCUACUCAGUAACUAUAAGAGCAUUUGAUAUUGUCAAUAAAAAUGACUAUAGAGAAGGAUGUAAAUAAUCUUGAACAUGCCAUUUUUACUAAAAUAGAAAUAAACAUUUUUUCUUUUU